AUGGAUGCACAAAUUCGUCGCCUCGUUGUGUCUGGUACCGAACAAAGUGACGUCAAAAUUCUAACGGAUGCUUUUCAGAAGCUUAAGCAAAACUUUCAAAUCAAUCUCGUUCAAGGCAAGGAUACAGUUGGCCAAGACAUUUACGUUUUAUUAGCAGAAAGUGCACUUGAUUUAAAUGCGAAUUCCAUCGCUGAUGAAUGUCUUCAGAUGUUUUUUUCAACAAGCCCAGUCAAAAGUCAAUUUGUUGGACGCGCUUAUCUGUGCCAAUUUCGAUUAUACAUGCCAAAAGCAGCACUUGACUAUGCAUCUUUGAAUAAUGCUAUUCCAUUCUUGCAAAAAUGCCUUAGUUUUGCUUCGGCAUCUCCUCGAUAUCAAUUUUUAGUCUAUAAUGCAUCCGUAAUAUAUUUCAAUUACAUUCGACCGUUCUUUCGUGAUGGCUAUCGAAAAUAUCUCUGUGAAAGUUUUCAACAAGUCAUCGAUGCAUUGAAAAAUCUUGAAGAUGAACAGGAUUUCGCUUGGCAAGCUCAACUUCUCUUUGAACUCGUUCGAUGUUACAUGGACGCAAAUGACAUGGUCAAUGCACGAGAUGUCAGUAACGAACUUGUACAAUUAUGUCAAAACUAUCAACUUACACUUCUUCCAAAUGUUCUUCAAUUUCUUACCGUUCAUGAUGUUCUCGAUAAAGAAGAUCUCCUCUCCUAUGCAUCGAAUACUGAUUCAUCAGUGCUAUUCAAACGAUUACUGAUUGAAUUAGCAUCACUUCAUCGAGAGAUUUUACAAAACAACGCUACGAAUGAAACAAACGCGAACCUUAAACAAAUCUACGAUGAAAUUAUUGCAUCCCAAAUACGAACCACUGGUAAACCAACUAAAAUUACCACUCCGCGUGAUAACGACAAUGCACUGGGAAAGAAAUCCCUAACUUCAUAUGAAAAACAUCGGUUGUUGGUCGAAGCAGGUCGAAUCUCGCUAUUACUUCGUUAUACUGAUCUGACCAAAGUUAUUCUUGAUGAACUCGCUAAUAUUCGUUUGAAAGAAGCAGAAUAUCUGUUGGAAGUACGAUUGUUAGAAGCAGAAUAUACGGUGAAAAGUUUAGGAGAAAGCGAAGAACUGUACAGCAAAAGACUCGUUGACAUUCGUAUUCGUGCUAUCGACUUAACCGAAGAAACAAUCGAAUCGUUGAUACGCACUGGCCAAUUUGAUUUAGUUCAAACUGGUUGUGUUAUUCUUUGGAAUUCAUGUUUGCCAUUAUUACAAAGUAAUCUUCGUGGAAGAAUUCGAAGGCCGUUAACAACACUUGUUAAUACUAUGGAACGUAUACAGAGUCUUAACUGGUUACUACGAAGUCAAGCUCAUUUUGAAUUGGCCAAAAUUGAAGAAGAUAUUGAACAACUGGAUUCCGCAAGAACUAAUUUACUCAAAGCCAAACAACUAGAUGAUACAGGUGUAUAUUCUGCUCGUGUUAAUUUAGCCUUAGAAAGACUGCAGUUACGUGGUGAAUUAUACAAAAUUCCUGAAAAUGUUGAUGAUCGAGUCGGUAUGAUUAUUGAACAAGCUGGCAAGACCGCAAGUGGAAAUAAAAAUAAACAACGUGCUCUCCUUAUUGAGGCAUGUUUACUAUUAGCACAGGAUGCAUUUCAAGUCGUGCUUGAUUCAGAAAAUCCAAAUGCGAUUGGAAAAAUGCGUGCGAACCCAACAGCACAGUUGAAAGGCUUUGCUGAUCAUUAUGAAAAAUGUAUACAAAACAUUACUCACUAUGAACGUAUCAUGGCGGAAACCGAUCAGGAUAAAAGAUUGAAACUAUGGGCUGAUUUGACAAUGAUGGCUCGUCGACAAGAAAUUUGGGAUGUAUGUCGAACAGCAGCUCGAUUUUGUCUAUUGUAUGACAAUGAAAAACGUCGAUCACUGCUGAACGUAUCGGACGACUCGCCUAAACCCAAUGUUUUCCAACGCGACCUUAUUCGUCUGCUAGCAGAGAUUCAUUUCAUAGCCGGAGAAGCUGAGAUUGAAUUCAUACGAGAACGCCGCAUUGAAUUAUUCGACACGCCUGUGCGACCACCGAUGCCAACAGUACCAGCUGCACAACGAGUUCAAGCUCAACAAGAAUCAGAUAAUGAUUGGAAGCAUUAUUGUCUGUGGUUACAGCAGUUAUCCAUUCGUGCUUGUGCUCAUUUUGCGGCAGGCGCUAGUCUCGGUCAACUACUGAAUGAGUCAUGGGUGAUCUGUCGAGCGGGCGAAUAUAUAUGGAAUUAUACUCGGCACUUGUUCUACAGUAAUCGCUUACGUUUUAUUCUAGAACCAUUAACAACUAUUAUUAAUGGACUACGAACUGUUGGCUUCGAGCGAGAAAUCAUUCUGCUGGUCAAUCUGUGUGUAUCGCUUGCUAAUGCAUAUAUUACUCCUUUACCAUCGUCAACUCAAGAAACUCGCCCGCCAGCAAAUACAGAUACUACGAUAAUUCCCCAACCAAUUGCACCAGGCACGAAAAAACAAAACAAAACUGAUCAGCAAGCAUCAACAACAAUUGCUGGAGCUGUUCCACUACCGCCAGCAGUCAUAAAAAACGAAGAUUAUCGAGCAGCUCUUGAUGUAUGCGAAUAUGCGAUCAAUCAAACGAAUGAAGAAGUAGCUAAACCUCUUUCAAUUUCAAUUCGAGAUCGGCAAACACUUUUACAACUCUGGGUCACUGUUAAGCAAUUACUUCAACAGUCAGUUCGAUCAGCUAUAACAACGAUUCUCGGCGAAGAAGAUGAAACCAAAUCGAGUCUAAAUACAUUAUCACGCGCUGUAUUGGCUGUCGAUGUACUCUCACGUCUGGAAAGUGGUUAUAAUAGCACUAGUGAAGGAAUGAACCUAAAACAGACUGUUACAUUUGUUGAUCAAUGCGGAUGGAGUGAUCCGUUGAUUGAAUUGCAAUUAUGGUGCCGUCUUGGUAUAGUCGCGAAUCGAGCAAAUGAUUCUGAAAUUGCACUGUUCUGUCGAGACAAAGCACUGGAGAUCAUUACAGUUUUUCAAACACAAAAAGUGGAGAAAUUUCAAUUAUCAUUAGCAAAUGAAUACGUCAGUCGAGCAUGUGGUGCUUAUGCUGAAUGUUUAGUUAGGCAACAAACUGGACAGAAACAAGAACGAAAAGAAGUACUUGCUAUUUUUGUUGAAGCCGCAAGUUAUUCCUCCAAAGCCGAUUUAUAUGAUUUAACUAUGCAUUUAGCACGUCAUUUUUGGAACAAUUGUCGUCUUUCGAUUAAACGAAAGUUGGAACGAUCACUUCUAUUAGAUCCAAUCAAUGAACUGAUCCAUCAUAUCAAUUCAGUAGCACCAAAAUCAAUUGUAUCAAUGCAAAAUGAUCGUGCAGCGAAAGAAGAAUUUACUAAUCCAGCACAUCGAUUUCGUCCAAAAAAGCAACCAUUAACCCAACGAAGUAAAAAGACCAGUUCAAACGAUGACCCAUCAUUACAAAACGCAUCGCUUGCUCCACAAGAAGAAGCUCAAAUUCGCUCAGCACUCUAUGGUAUUGUCGUUCAAAUCUAUAUGGAUAGACAUGCGUGGCAUUCAGCGUUGGACGCCAUCGAUAGUGCUUUACAAGUCUUACCGCGCACACAGCAUCGAUUGCUUCUGUAUAAAUAUCGAGUAUUGAUUAAAUCCAAACUAGGAUUAUCCAUUAGUACGGAUAUGAUCAAAUUCCGUGAACAAGGCGAAUUAGCAUUAGCCAAAAUGUGGCGGCAAGUGGCACUAAUGGCGAGAAAACGAGAUCAUGUUAUAAACGCAUAUCAACAAGCGAUUUCGACAUUACAAAGUUUGGAUAAUUACUGGACGAAAAUUGAUUACAUACUGGAAUUAGCAAGUUGGUUGUACAGUAAUGAAUAUUUUAUGGAUAAUGUAAUUGAUCUGAUCAAUUGGGUCAUCGAUUUGUUAUUAACGUCACCGGAAGCAUAUAAACAAGACGAAGCAAGUACGAGCGAUGGACAAGAUAUGGAUAGUUUAGUUAAUUCUUCGAGUGUAGGAAAUGAAACAACGCAGAAAAGAGACGAUGACGAUGAAUUUGAAAAUCCACAUAUGGGUUCAAUUAAACCUGCGCCUCCAGAUCGUAUCCAACCUGAUCUAUCGAUUAAUGACGUUGUUCAAGUUCGCCGUCUUGAAUACCUUUGUCGAUGUCAUAUAUUACUUGCCUAUAUGACUCGAAGAAAUCAACCGGAGCACCAAACCUUACUACAACAAGCCUAUUGGCUUCUCACUCGAUUAUGGCAGCGUGGCUUGUCAGAUAGCAAUGACAUUACGAAAGAUGUAGAGAUGGAAGCGGCAGCGGCUGCUGAAGCUGCAGCAGCUGCAGGUGACACAGGCAAAAAGCAACAAAAAGGAGCACCGACUGCCACAGAAGUGAAAAAGAAACCACCACCCGUAGCACCUGGAAAAAGUGCUGAUAAACCAGCAGUUAAUGCCAAGACCACAUUACCAGAGAUACCAGCAACUCGAAGUCCGUCUGAAUGGGCAUUGUUUGUACCCUCCGAUGAAAUUUUACACACGUAUACAUUAUCACAAUCGAAUCAGCGAGGUUUUAACAAGAGCACGAUCCCUAAACCGCUUUUAUCUUUCUAUUAUUUGGACGUAUUCGUUCGUCUUUUACGUGAAUAUGGAUACAAUCAUUUGAGUUUACCUGUACUCAGUUUUAUGCGAUUGAUCAGCCAAGUUGUUCUACCUAACUCGUCCAUGCGUACAUAUGUUUUACUUCGGAUUCAACAAGUCUGUCAAGAGCUCAACCUUCUCGAGCCUAUGCAAACCAUAUGUCAAUUAGCACGUCCAUUUACUAUCCGAGAUGACGAUUUGUCAUUGUCACGCACUGAAAUGGUCAUUUAUACGAAUCUACUUGUUCAGCAACGCGAAGAUGAAGCACUCUUAAAAUCGGCUUUGGGUAGUGCUGGAUUUAAAAGUGAAACUCGGUCGUAUGGAACAUCAGCGUACUCAUCUUCUGUAUCUCGAUAUAAAGCAAGUGAUGCAAAAUCUCUCGUGGCGGACUUACCGGGUGAUCGCCAAAUAUUUAAUAAGCUUAUAACGAGAAAUAUUUGGUUGCAAACAGCUAAUCUCUUAUUUGAAUUGAAUUAUAUCCAAGAAGCGAAAGAAAUGUUACAAGAAAUUCUCAAUCAAGCCAAAAUCUAUGACGAUCAAGUGUGUGAAAAACGUUCUUUCAUUCUCUUGUCUGAAAUUGCCUUGCAUGAACAUCGCUUUGAUCAAGCCAUUGAUUUAGCCAUACAAGCACAACAAGUUGCAAUUGAUGAAUACGAAUGGUAUAGAUCCGUUGUAACAAUUGUCGAAGCUUUAUGCCAGGAUAAUAAUCAAGAUGCGUACAAACAGAAAAAAGUACGAUCUUUGCUUGAAACAUCAAUUAAACGAUUGGAAUCGAUCGUACAGUUGCAUAUCAAUAAAAUCAUUUCGAUCGCUUAUACAGCCUCACUUCUCAAAGCAAAACAAGUUGAUGUUGAAAUGAAUGAAAUUUUCUCACAAACUACAGUAAACACUAUAGAAAACAAAUCGAUCUUCUAUCGUCUGUACGAUAUCUUGCAACAAUAUGAUAUGUCGUUCACAAAUCUGCUCAACCUCGAUCGAUACAAUGACGCCUGUGAAAUAAUUCUGACGAAAUCCAUACCAAUUUGGAAACGUUUCGCUCGAGACUCGACGGAUGGAAACGAACAGAAAAAGUAUCUUGGUCGUGCACUCUCUAUUCUCGACCAUCUAACAGAGAUACUCGCUGAACGAUGGCAACUAAUCCGACAGAUCACGUCGCAGAACGAUUUAACAUCCAUACAACUACCUGUACAACGACAAUUUGUUCGUGUGCAACUUGAAAUAAUCACGAUAUUACUUGAUCUAUUGAAAAUUCAUGCAACGGAAAUGGCCAAAGAUCGUCUACGACGAAAGACAACACAUGCAACAUAUUUAGCUGUGCAAGAUUUUGUCGGCACAGAAGAAAAAAACAGCGAGGAUCCGGAAGAUAAUAAAUGGGACGAGAUAACAAAAAUCUUACCAGAAAAAUUAAUCGCAAGGUUGAUGUCCGUCUUGGAAAUCAUUGGUUCGAAUGAUAAACUGACCAAAGCAAAGAUUUUCUUUUAUCUCGCUCAAAUCUAUUCAAUUCUCGGUCAAAAUGUUGGAACGGACUAUCCACUAGAAUGGAAUAGUCGAAUAAAAGACGUACUCGCCAAAUUCCACGAAUUGGCAUCAACAAAAGGCGGAGCGAAACAUGCAGAAUCACGCGCUGGCAAUAGUAUUAAUCAAUCAAUCAAUUUAGUUGAGAAUGAAUGGAUACCGGAAGAAUUACUCAAUGAAUUUACUCGAGAUAAGAUGGAUCUGAACCAUUCCUUAUCGUAUCUUGCUCAAUCAACGGAAAUUGCUUUGCAAGCACUGAACAUUGCUCUGGUUAUUCAAGACAAAAUACUCAUUCGUGACAUAAGUCUAUUGAUUUCCGAUACCAUCGGUCAAUUCGAUCCAGUGAUUAGUAUUAUUUAUUUAACCUUAAGUCAAAGUGCGAAUGCAUCGAUUUAUACAAAGAACGUUUUGAAACGAGCAUGCUCAGUGCCCAGUAACUCCGAACUCGCUUCAUUAUUUACACUAAUGAAUCGAAUAAAGCGAGAUGAAACAAUAACAAAUGCAAAUAAUGGUAUCGUCUAUCGAGCUGUAAUGGAGCGAUUGCGAACUUAUUGGGCGUGGAAAUACAUGACCAUUCGUUCUCAGUAUUAUGAAUUGACAAAAGAAAUGCCAACCCUGUUCAAUUUUCUUGUGUUGCACUAUUCAACAAAUGGAGAAGUGAUGUAUGUUGCAUUGUUCAAUAGUAGGACAUUGAGUGGAAAAGGAGCAACUACCACUGGAGGUGGAAAGUCGAAAGGACCUACGACUGGGUUUGCUAAUCCACAAAUUAUGAAAAUUAAUGUGGACAAGAGAAAACUAAAUAAUCUAAUUAAUAAAUUCGACCGAUGGAAAGAAGAAUAUUCUCAAUUGUUACAACAAUACGAACUUAAGCUACAACGCAGUCGUGAUAAGCAAGCUAUGCUCAAUUCAGAACAAGUGAAAAAAGCUAUAUUAUCCAAUAACGAGAAUCUCUCGUCAAAAACUGAUACACAGCCUGAACCUGUUGAUAUCAACUUGAUCAACGCAUUGAAACAACGUUUCACCGAUCAGCUUCUUGUUGAAUUAAACGAGUAUUUUGCUCCAAUUAAACCUUUGCUUUCGAAUUAUCUCGAUGCUGACAAGCAAUACGAACCUCGAACCGCACUUAGUACCGAUCAUUUGUUACUUCUUAUCGAUCCGCGUCUUGCUCAUUUACCUCUGGAAUCAUUGGAUAUAUUCCGACACGUUCAAAUCGGCGGUAUCUCAAGAGAUUUCUCCAUUCAAUCUGUAUACAACCGUUUAAAUCCAACUCUUGGUGUUGAUGAAACAACCGCUCCAGCCGAUGACGGAAAGAACAAAAAGACUGCUGGCAAAGAAGGUGGCGAAGUAACAAGCGAAUUGCAAGUGAUCGAUUCAUCGAAUACUUACUAUUUGGUGGAACCGAUCUUGUAUAAAUCAUCAUCAGCAGAAACGAAAGUAACAACGCCAUUUGAUGUUCUUCGACAACGGCUUCCUCAAGUUAUAUCCAAAUGGAAAACAGUGAAACAAGAAGGAUCAACAAUUAAUACUGCCGAACUUGAACGAAUUGUCACUGACGCCCAAGGUGUUGUUUACUAUGGAGCGCAUACGCUUAGUGAAUUGGUUGAACCUUAUAAAUGUCCAACAUUGUCGAAAAAUGGCUGUACGAUUAUGUGCUCGUUUGAUCGAACGUCAACAUGUCUUGUUAACAAUGCACCUAUAUCAUUAACCAAUGAGCAUGAUGCAAUUCAACUGGAUCGUUCGACUGAAAUUGCCCUCUUGUGGAGUUCAGGCGGUACCAAAUCAAUUGUACUCAAUCAAUGGAAAUCAACUAUGAUUGAGAAUGAAACUGUAUUAAUCAAUACUUUUAUUGAUUCUGCCACAUUACAUUGUUCAUUAAGUCAAGCAUUACGUCUACUUGUUUAUCCAUACUUUCGUCCUGUGGAGGCUGACUCAACGACGGCAGGAGCAGCAUCAAAAGAUGGAAAAAACAAAGGAAAUACUUCAACAAACAAAAAAACGCGUUCGCCAUCACCUAAAGGCAAACAGCAAUCAUCGUCCACUAAAGAUAGUAGUGUUAAUAAAAAGUCCUCAUCGGUACAUCCACCUGAUACCACAUCGGAAGCAUUAUCAUCUGCCGAACAAAAAGAAGAGCCUCAACGGCCAACCUUGCAGCUUCAACAGCUCAAUCCUAUCAUUUUCGGUACGAACAACUUCAACAUCUCAUCAUUGUGCUCGUGGAGCGCGUCUUACUUGUUUCCUCUUUCUUUUCAUCCACCCCUACAUCCAUUUCUUCUAUUAGCUUUACCAGAACACAGAAACACCAUAUUGCUGCCCACCUUAAUUUCCUUUAAAAUGUCCCUUUUAUGCCAACCGUUAAAUGUAAUGUAUUUAUUUACUCUUCUCUCAGCACUUCUUUGCAUACAAAUGGUAACAAAAGUUGCAAGUGAUGUAGCCGACGUUGCUGACAACGACCUAUUACAAGUUCUAUCUCAUAAUCAUAAUAAAUACUCAAAUGACAACAGUGAAAGUGCUGAAGAGAAUGAUUAUGAUCGUCGCUCAACGACAUUUUUAAGAUUCGGACGACAAAUGUCGCCAUCGGGAUCGUUUCUUCGCUUCGGCCGACAAAUGUCACCAUCGGGAUCCUUUCUUCGCUUUGGUCGGCGUGUGAAUAAUCACGGAUCUUUUCUUCGUUUUGGUCGUCAAUUAGAUUUGAUUUCUCAAGAUGAUUUCGAUCGCAUGGGUCACAAAGGAAGAUUCUUACGAUUUGGCUAG
Molecule: messenger RNA, 8886 nt
Organism: Adineta ricciae
Lineage: Eukaryota; Metazoa; Rotifera; Eurotatoria; Adinetida; Adinetidae
Source: the annotation of a GenBank genome assembly